Messenger RNA from Lineus longissimus, 3839 nucleotides. RefSeq names its product excitatory amino acid transporter-like. Gene Ontology annotation, molecular function: glutamate:sodium symporter activity; L-glutamate transmembrane transporter activity; neutral L-amino acid transmembrane transporter activity. Gene Ontology annotation, cellular component: plasma membrane. Gene Ontology annotation, biological process: L-glutamate transmembrane transport. The transcript has 9 exons. The record is from RefSeq and is a predicted model, not a curated record. NCBI's taxonomy places the organism in Eukaryota, Metazoa, Nemertea, Pilidiophora, Heteronemertea, Lineidae. The coding region runs from base 913 to 2487 and encodes 524 amino acids.
AAAAAGGACAAAUAUUUCGUGCCAAUGAGUGUUUACAAACCGACACAUUAUCCGGAUUAUUGUGGAAGUAGCUACGCAUUUGGUGGAAAGAUGGUGCCAAAGUUAUAUGACCUUGGGAAAACUACUCCACUAAUUCGAAUGGAGGACGUUUUUAUCUCUGGCAUUUUAGGCGAGAGGCUUGGUUACAAACGAAUUCAUGAUGGCCGCUUUAUAAUUCCCUAUUCCAAACAUAUAACUUGUGGUCUGAAAAAUAUUUUAGUGAGUGGAGAACUUUCAAGUGAAGAAAUGGAAUCGAACUGGCGGGCUAAAGUAUAUAAUAAGACGUGUAGGGACUAGCCAAGGCCUUUCGAGGCAUUACUGGUUUUAAGCUUCAAAGGAAACAUCAUCAAAUUCAUCAAUGGUGUUGGUAUAUACGCGCAGUAAGCUUUUGAAAGCAUUUUCGGUUUGUGAUUGGGUGCGAUUUCCCAUUUUCCCAUCUUGCUUCACCAAGGCCAAAAAGCAAUGAUUCUUCGGCAUGAUUCCUGAUUUUACGACUAGGGGGCGUUUGCUGAAAACGGAAAACUGUAAUUGCUCCUAUACAUGUACAACUCGACGGUAUUUCAUCAAAUUAUACAGUAAGUGUAGGAUACAUCACAAGUCCCAUGAGUUUUGGGUUUGACCUAAUUUUCGAGGUAUAUACUAUCAACUUGAAUGCUAACUUGACACUACUUCAUGAUUUUCUUUUGAUAGGCCUAUGCGGUGAAUCAGUCUUGGACGUCCGCUAUGUCCGCUUUGUCUUUUUUAACAGACUUAUAUCAAAGCCAUGCGCAGGAAUAUUUCGAUUGAAUACUUCUGACCUCUGUAAACAGUCACUUCAAGCACACUUUUGAAUACAACUGUGCACGCGGCACGGAUUCCAACUUGCUUUCCGACAUGGCAUCUUCGUUCCGCGGGUCUGUGUUCCUAGAGGACCCGGAGGACCCUCCAAAGGUGAAGAUUGAUACCUGUACAUGUCUGAAGGAUAACUUACUGCUGAUUUUGACAAUUGUCGGGAUUGUUUUAGGAUUUAUCAUCGGCUUUGCUAUCCGCCCGUUGGAACCCUCUGAAGAUGCGCUCAUGUGGUUAGGUAUGACAGGAGAGAUUUUUUUAAGGCUUUUGAAGAUGAUGAUAAUUCCACUGGUGGUGUCAUGUAUAAUAUCUGGUUCUGCAUCGUUAGACCCCAAGUGUAACGGCAAGAUCAGCAUGGUAACGCUAGCCUACGUGAUGGUCUCAAAUGCCUUGUGUGCGCUGAUAGGCAUCAUUCUCGCCGUGUCUAUACGUCCUGGGCAGCUUGGGGAAGCAAGUGGUAGGGCUGAAGAGUUUUCCCCGAAGACUAAAACACAAGACAUCUUUGCCGAUUUGAUAAGAAACUUCAUCCCAGAUAAUCUGAUAGGUGCUUGCAUUAGACAGGUGCACACGUCAUACGUUCAACGUGACGUGAAAGGCCUCCUAAACGGAACGUUAGCGGAUAACAGUACAGACCUGGUCAACGAGACCCUGCAAGAGGAUAUACGAAACAUUGGAUACACGGACGGUGCCAAUCUUCUCGGGCUCGUCUUCGCUUCCUUGGUCUUUGGAAUUGCUACGUGCAUGAGCGGUGAAGCAGCUCGACCGUUCUAUGAAUUCUUCAGCGCAACUGGUGAUAUCAUUCUGAAAAUAUUUGGUUGGUUCCUGUGGUUCUCCCCUAUUGGUAUCGCCAGCCUGACCGCAGCCGCAAUAGCUGGAGUCGAAAACCCAAGCGAAGCCUUCCUGAAGCUUGGCUACUUCAGCUUAACGGUCUCCUCGGGCGUGGUCUUUCAUCAAAUCGUCCUGCUUCCCGCCAUAAGCUUCAUCGUGUGGAGAAAGAACCCCUACUUGCUUUUUCUGUACCAGAUUAAAGGAUGGCUGACAGUUUUUGCGACCACUUCAGGAAUUGUUUGCAUCCCGUAUUUCACAAGUGGCUGCGAGAGAUACGGAGUCGAGAAAAUGGUCGCCAGAUUCGUCAUACCAUUCUCCCUGACGAUAUCAAGGAAUGGAAGCGCAAUCUAUGUUGCCAUCUCUACACUAUUUGUAGCCCAGCACAAUGACAUAGCCCUUGACGUUGGUACUAUCAUUGUAAUAUGGUUGAUGACGUCAUUUUUGAUCGUCGCCCUUCCCGACAUUCCCAGCGGCAGUAUAGUCAUAUUGAUGAUUAUACUGCAAUCAACAGGACUACCGAUAAAUGACAUUGCAACCCUUUUUACUGUUGAAUGGAUUCUAGAUCGUAUCCGAGCAAGCAGCAACGGAAUGAGCCAUUGUUUUUGUGCAGUGUUUGUUUACGCACUGUGCAAGAAUGACUUUGAACUUGCAAGCAGGGGAACGAGAUCUCGCGAAGAGAUACAUCAUCAGAAAGAAGUGGCGUCAGCCAAUCAGAAAGAGGAAGAGCAGGCUUUGAAUGUCGAUCCCGUUGAACCCCUUGAGUCGGAUGACGAAGAAGAACUUCGUAUAUAAAUCAGAGCAUUUAGUAUAAUACACAAUCAACGCGAAUUUUGAAUAAUGUCUUAAAUUUAUUUGGCGUCAUAUGAUCAGAUGCAUACACAUAUCACAAAUAAUCAAUCAAGACCAAUAAUUUGAAACUUCAGAAAUCCCAUAAACUUGUCGCGCAUGUCAAAGAAUUAAUGCAUUUAUUUUUGCGACAUGAAGUAACAACUAGCCAACAACAGUAAUAGUUAUUGAAUAGGAGCCAAAUCAACCUUGCCCCAUUUUGUCAGAACUUGGUACAUUUUGUACAUAGCAUGAGACAAGCUGCUGCAGCAGUAUUGCUUCCACAUUCUUGGUCUUCAUCGAUUCUUGAUAUCACACAUGCUUACUGGCAAUGAAGUAAAUUCAAUACAGGUCGUCCCAUAAUUAUUUUACUGUUAAACGUUCUUUAACCUUUUACCGGUUUGUAUCUGCAUUUCACACAUCUUGGAUUUGGGAUGAAGACCAAAGUGUUCUUUACCCUUUGGAGAUGAGCUUUUUUACAAGUGUGACGGACCAACUCUAGGGGGUCUUCUCUGGCGGGACUUUGGCACCUUAGCAGGAACAAGAGGCAACACGUGUGUGCUUUUCGGACACAACAUUUAUUUGACUGUGUCUGUUAUAACCACUCGGACACAUUUAAACAAUCGUCAGCGAACGUCCGAACGAACCACCCGCCAUUUAAGGGAAGAUGAUUUUGACAACAUGUAAGAGGAUUUCAAAUACAAUACGACAAGGCUAAAGCAAUCACAGGCUUUACAUGUAUACUAUCACACUUAAUUUUCCAAACAAAUAAUUUAACAGCAACUUGAAGGUUUUUUGACAUCAAACAAAACACUGUAAACCGCUAAAUUUUCGCGCUGCUUAUUUUUGGCGGUUCGCGAAAGUUUCAAAAAAUAUAAAUAAAUAAAUAAAAAUAAAUAAAUAAAAAUAAAAUUUUGACGAUAUUUAUGUUGACGUAUUUUAAAAUGUCUUUCGGUUUUCGAUUCAAAAUUUAUUUUCGCGGUUUUCUUGUUUUUACUUUCGCGAAUCUAUUGCGAAUCUACGUAGGUUAUUCGUGAAAUUGGCGAAAAUAAAUUGCCCAAUGAAAAUUCAGCGGUUAACAGAAGUGUCAACCGUACAUGACGCAAACUUUAACAAUUAUUCUGUUGCCGGACGAAAUUGCAAUAAUGACAUAUUGAAAUGCAAAAUGAGAUACUGUACAUAAUAGUAUAUUUAAUUAAUGUUUUCAUUUUUUAUCACAGUAGAUUAGAGAAUCAAACUAAGAUCGAGGUGCUUUCAUUUUUCCCUCUGACUUGGCGCAAACAAAAUGCAUCAAUAAAAUGACAUAUGUGCCAAACAAA